AUGCCCUCUGCCGCGUUUUGUGGCCAGCCUCCCGAGUCAUCCUGAAGUGCCACAUUGCCAUCUUCUAGUACAAACAACUGCAAAUUCCGGGAUAAAUCUCAGUUCUGUCAGGGCGUAAACUGGGUUACCGGAGCAAGAAAACCAAUGCCUUGGCCACAUUUCCCGCUCUUUUGUUUGCAUUCUUGAUCCCCAAACAGCAGGGAGCGGGCAGUGGAUCCCAAGCAGCAGUCGGAUGAAGCGAACAGGGCGGCUGCAACUAGAGCGAGGCAAGCACAUACGUAAAGCCAUUUGUUCUGUAGGGUAGGACAACAGAUCACAUACACACAUAUUGGGAAAAGGAAGGAAGGACGUGGGCACGUAGGGUCCAGCACUCGAGCCAUGGUGAGCCUCUCCAACGGCGUCCUGGGCGCCCUGAACUUUAUCUCCCUCGUCGCCUCCGUGGCGCUCAUCGGCGCGGGCGCCUACGUCCUGGCGCAACCGGCGACCGAGUGCCAGCGCCUGGUGCGGGUGCCCGCCAUGGCGCUGGGCGCCGCGUUCCUCCUGCUGUCGCUCCUGGCGCUGGCCGGCGCGUGCUGCCGCGCCACGCCGCUCCUCUGGGUGUACGUCGUUGCCAUCUUCGUGAUCCUCAUCGGCAUGUUCGUGGCCACCGCGUUCGCGUUCGCCGUCACCAACAGGGGCGCCGCCGCCGCCGUGUCCGGGGCCGGGUACGGGGAGUACCGGAUCGGGGACUACUCCGGCUGGCUGCAGGACAGGGUCGCGGACUACGAGACGUGGCAGCGGAUCCAGAGCUGCAUCGCGGACGCGGGCGUGUGCGGCGGCGGCUGGGUCCACGGCGGGAUCAACGCCGGCGAGCUGUACCGGCGGUACCUGCCGCUCGUUCAGGUACGCAUGCAUGCACGGAUCCGCCAGUUGCGUUGCAUGGCAAUACAUGCAUGGCACCACCAUGCACGGCACGGUUCGUUGUUCCACUCGACAUGCCACUAUGCCAGCGUGCAACGCCCAACGGUGCAGUCUGGCUGCUGCAAGCCGCCGGCGUACUGCGGGUUCCAGUCCGUCAACGCGACGUUCUGGGCAACCCCCUCGUCGGGCGCGGCCACGGCGGCGGACGCCAUCGACUGCCGCGCGUGGAGCAACGACCAGCGCGUGCUGUGCUUCCAGUGCGACGCGUGCAAGGCCGGCGUGGUGGCCACCGCAAGGCUCCACUGGAGAGCCGUGGCCGCGCUCAACGUCGUCGUUCUGGUGCUCCUCAUGCUCGUCUACUCGCUCGGCUGCUGUGCCAUCCGCAACAACCACAACCGCCGGUACUACUACUGAUCCAUCGCCCGUUCAUGGCGAAGCGAUAAUGUUGCUCCGGCGGCCCGGCCGGUUCCUAUCCGGGGGAGAUCAGGGGCUACUUGUGCUUGUUUGGUUAAUUAGGUUUCAGGACCUCUUAUAGUGACGAUCUGUUCUUAUGUGUCCCCUCUGUUUGGUACAGUUUAUAGGUUGUGUAUGUAGUAUUAUUUGUUCGGCAUCGUGUGAAACCAAUCGAACUAUUAGGUUUGUGCAGCAGCUAACUAUCUAUAGCUGAGCAGGUACAAUAAUGGGCUUAUAGCCAAGCUAA
Molecule: messenger RNA, 1600 nt
Organism: Sorghum bicolor (sorghum)
Lineage: Eukaryota; Viridiplantae; Streptophyta; Magnoliopsida; Poales; Poaceae
Product: tetraspanin-8
Exons: 2
Coding region: 379-1314 (311 amino acids)
Biological process (GO): auxin-activated signaling pathway
Cellular component (GO): plasmodesma; plasma membrane
Source: RefSeq, a predicted model, not a curated record